Alnus glutinosa is the source of this 844-nucleotide messenger RNA. RefSeq lists its product as uncharacterized. NCBI's taxonomy places the organism in Eukaryota, Viridiplantae, Streptophyta, Magnoliopsida, Fagales, Betulaceae. The record is from RefSeq and is a predicted model, not a curated record. Bases 130 to 597 code for a protein of 155 amino acids. The transcript has 3 exons.
AAGGAAAGUCUCACCACAACAAGUUUCUAGACUCUAGUCUCUCUCACACCUUCCUUCGUCCGAAGAUUACACAUCUUCCACUCUGUGUCGGUCCACCCCAUUCCGUGUGUAGAGUGUAGAGACCACGACAUGGCAAGGUCCUUCUCCCAGACCCUGACCCUGACCCUGACCACCCUCCCCCGCCACCGCUCCCCCAAAUCUCGCCUCCUCACUCUCCGAACUCAAUCCAGCCAAUCCUCCAAGCCCCACCAACUGGCCGACCUCGCCGACCUCACCGACUCUUCUUCUGAUCCCCUUGUCCGCCAGCUGGAGGACGCCAUCCACCGCAUCAUCGUCCGCCGCUCCGCACCGGACUGGCUCCCCUUCCUCCCGGGCGCCUCCUACUGGGUGCCACCGCGCCCGCGCUCCUGCUCCCACGGCCUCGCCCACUUGGUCCAUCAGUUGGCCAAUCCCUUGACCCAGGAGGAGUCCAUGGCCACCACCUCCGACCGUGGCUGGCCUUCUUCCGCCUACUUCAUCAAUGGUGCAUUUCCACAGCCAGUGGAAGCAGAGCCAAUUCCAAAUAAUGUGUCUCAAUCUGAGGAUGAGGAAGGAUGAACCAUCUUUUAUACUGGCAUCUAGGCUCAUCCGGACGUGUAAAUUCAGUGUUGAAAAGGGAUAAAAGAUUGCAGAAAAUGAAUUGAGAGAGACCUUUUCGCCAAUGGCAGGAGCUGUACAGAUGCAACCUGUUUAGUAAGGCUCGCGAAUAAUUUCAUACCAAAAUUUCAGUAGCUGAUAAUUCUGACAAUGUAAAUGCUGUGUUAAAGUCAAUAAUUGAGCCUGCAAUUGAAUGUUAUAUGUAUCA